This is a messenger RNA of Glycine soja, 1049 nucleotides long. Its product is annotated as DNA replication complex GINS protein PSF1-like. The record is from RefSeq and is a predicted model, not a curated record. The transcript is spliced from 7 exons. The coding region runs from base 293 to 892 and encodes 199 amino acids. Gene Ontology annotation, biological process: DNA replication; DNA strand elongation involved in mitotic DNA replication. Lineage: Eukaryota; Viridiplantae; Streptophyta; Magnoliopsida; Fabales; Fabaceae. Gene Ontology annotation, cellular component: GINS complex.
UUCACAAUAUUUGACAUCGGGGAGGGGAUUUUGGAGGGAAAACAAAGUGAUUUUGGAGGGUACAAUUUCGUGUUUCAUUUUGCGAACUGCAUUUUUUUCUUUCUCUGUCCCGAUUUCGCUCUGGUGCGUCUCGUUCCUGUGCUUUUGAAUCAUAUUCGUCGAUCUGUUCUUCAACAUAUUCUCUGCUUUCAACCGUUCGCGUCGUGACUCAGCUUCGAAAUUGUUCAGUAUAAGUAUAAUCUCUUCAGCGUAAUUCCUUGUCUUGUGAAAGUUGGAACUUGGAACUUGGAACAUGUAUGGGAGUAAAGCUAGCCAACUUGUGAAAGAAUUUGCAAGUGGAGAAAAAGGUCAGCUUACCACAUACAAUAAUGACUUGAUUCGAGAAGUAGUUGCAGAGUGUACUCAACAUCACCUUGAUUUUCAGUCCUUGAUAAGGAAGAUGCAGGAAGAAGGUUUGGAUAUCCAAACGGCAAAAAAUGCAGAUCACUACGGAGCCCUUAUCCACCAUCUUGCUGUAGUCCGAAAUAAACGUUGCCUAAUGGCCUAUAUGUAUAAUCGAGCAGAAAUUAUAAGAAACUUGUUAUGGAAGAUAGGGCACAUGCUUCCUCAAGAAAUUAAAGUAAAGCUUUGUAGUACGGAGGAAGAACAUUUCAAGAAUCAUUCUAAAGCACUGAAAAAUUAUAUGUUGAAAGUGGAGGUUGAUUUGACUGUGGAUAUGGUACCGCCAAAAGAUCCAUACAUCAAAGUGAGGGUCAUUGAUGACAUUGGAGAAGGCAUUCUGCUCAGUGAUGAUAAGAGUGCCAAUUUUGCCCUCCAUUCAAUGCACCUUCUGAAACGAACUGAUGCAGAGCAAUUUAUCGCACAGGGCAAAAUGGAAGAGCUCAAGGGUUGACCUGUAAGAUAUGUAGAUGAGAACACUACUUGUGAACUUGAUACCAAUUAUGUAGUGUAGUAUUUUUCAUAUUUGUUAAUGAUUACAUUUUUAACAAUAAUUUCAUUCAUGUUGCUUCAAGAACAAGAACUAAAGCUUCAUUUAUUUGUUUUCUAUA